Messenger RNA from Oncorhynchus gorbuscha (pink salmon), 4036 nucleotides. Its product is annotated as hydroxycarboxylic acid receptor 2-like. Gene Ontology annotation, cellular component: membrane. NCBI's taxonomy places the organism in Eukaryota, Metazoa, Chordata, Actinopteri, Salmoniformes, Salmonidae. Bases 1154 to 2236 code for a protein of 360 amino acids. Gene Ontology annotation, biological process: G protein-coupled receptor signaling pathway. The record is from RefSeq and is a predicted model, not a curated record. The transcript has a single exon. Gene Ontology annotation, molecular function: G protein-coupled receptor activity.
ACAGGGCCAAUGGAACACAGUGACAUGCUUGGAAAUAUGCAUUAUGGUGAUAUUAUUAUAGGAAAUUGGGCUGCACAUAAUCGGGUAGUUAAUAUUUUCUGAAAGGAUUUGAAAUCACAUCAAACUGUUGGAUAAGGCUCACUGGCAUCUCAGGAUGCAAAAGCUGGUGUUUCCCUCAAACCAGCGACUCUCCGAGCACAAUAAUAAAGAAUAGAUAAGAGUCCGAGAUGACCUCCCUUUAAAACUGCUUCGUUAGGCACAUUUUCUUCCAAUUUGUGUCUACUGAACCAGACCAGAUGUCGUGACCUUUAAUUUAACUGUAUUCUGGGAACCUUUGCGCUCCCUUAUAUACCCACGAGUAUGAUCUUUCCACCAGCAUAAGUUUUAUGACCCCUGUCGGGGUAGUUUCCUUGUCAAUCAUUGGCUUAUUGGUGAAAUCGUCAGUCAUAAAAAAUAAAUCAAACCUUCAUUAAUGCAAUUGCAGAGAGACUUUAACAAUGGAAGCACAGCAUGCAUGUUUCACAGUAAGUUCUGCAACCAACCAAAGGGCGCAGCUGAUUAUAUACUUUGAUCACUUCCCUGAUGGUGUGAUCAUCUACUUCAGUGUAUGUGUGCAACAAUAAGCUGAGGUAACCUAGGACAGUAGCUUCUCUGAAUUCAUUAGCAUUGACCACUUUACACAAGAUCAAAAUGUCAAAAUUAGACACUUGUUACUUCUAUCUAGUUUCGGUCUGACUCACACCCAGCCUGCAGGUUAAGGGCUUAACCGCAAAGAUGAAAAUAGAUAGCUUGUGCAAGGUAUAGUGUAAGACACAUAGCAACAGUACAAUAGUGAGACAAGCAUAUGAAUCUUAAGGUCCCCUUAAUCAAUAAUGGGGAGGGUCUUUGGGACCCUACACCCCAUAAUCCCUGGGCUGUUGGUGUCCUCACUCAGAGCCAUCUGCCUACAGAUCUCCAUAAAAGAACACACUGCACACCCACACACUCUCUCCACAUUGUUGGCACCGGAAGAUCGUUUGCAUGACUGCAAACAAUAAAAUCCCCGGUCAAAUGUAGGAGAUGCCUAGACAACACUAUCAAUAUUGACUAUUUUCAGAGAGGAGCAAAGCAGCACACAGACAGUCUCUCCUGUUAAAAGCGUAUCGUUUGACCCAUGGCAAACUUCACUACUACAGAAGAUGACUGCUGUGCCUUUGAGUCUCCCAUCCUGGACCAUGUCCUGCCUCCCAUCCUGGUGCUGGAGUUCAUGUUUGGGCUGAUGGGGAAUGUUGUGGCUCUGUGGAUGUUUAUUUUCCACAUGGACACCUGGAAGCCCAACUCUGUCUACCUCGCACAGCUGGCCGUUGCCGACUCCAUCGUCCUGUUCUGGCUUCCAUUCAGAGCCGACUACUACCGACGCGGGGAGCACUGGAUCCAUGGUGAUGCCAUGUGUCGGAUUAUGCUGUUCAUGUUGACGGCCAACCGCGGCGCUGGCAUCUUCUUCCUCACUGCAGUGGCUGUCGACCGUUACCUCAAGAUCGUUCACCCCAUGAACAAGAUCAACCGGAUGGGCCUGAAUUAUGCUCUGUGGGUGUCUCUGGGCCUGUGGGGGAUGAUCAUCGCUGCAACCGGGUACCUGCUGACCAACAAACACUUAUUCUACCGCAACAACCAGACACAGUGCGAGAGCUUCAACAUCUGCAUGGGCUUCAGCCCGCUGUCUACGUGGCACAACACCUUAUACGUGACCCAGUUCUUCUUGCCCACUGCCAUUGUCACCUUCUGCACGGUCUGCAUCACCUGGCAGCUGAAGAACAAGACGAUCGACACCGGGGGCAAGAUCAAACGUGCGGUGCAGUUUGUCAAGGCCGUGACACUCAUCUUCAUAAUUUGCUUCUUUCCCAGUACAGUGUCUCGGAUCGCUGUGUGGAUCCUCAAGGCCUGGUACAACGAGUGCCAUUAUUUCAAAGAGGCCAGUUUGGCGUUCUACACCUCUGUGUGUUUCACCUACUUCAACAGCGUGCUGAACCCCAUCGUGUACUACUUCUCCAGCUCUGCCUUCAGUGGGAACUUCCAGAAGCUGUUCAACAGACUGCUGGGGAGGAAAGAGGAGGAGGUACCGCCAGCCUCACCUGAGACUGGGACAAAGAUCAGCAGUGCAAAUACAGUGUCAGGGAGGAGUAGUGACUUUCAAUCACAGGUCCAGGGUGAGGGCCUGUACUUGCAAAGCGUCUCAGACUUAUUCAUUGUGAUGUAAAAUACAAAACUGAUCCUAGAUCAGCAGUCCUAGGCUUACUCUGAGAUGCUUUUAUGAAAAGGUACCCAGGAGAACACAAUAUCUGAUUUUUCUUCUUCUACUCUAGUGGAAUAUGGUGUGUUCUAAAGAAUAUUAACCACAUGUCAACGAAGUCAAGGAAGUUGGAGAUAGUUGUCUGUUAGAUAUGAAUUUGAACAUUUUUAUGUUUUGUUGAUGUUCUAUAGCUAAAAGUAGAAAUUCAUGAAUUGGUUCGCUCAAUUAAGAAUUUGUUUGCAGUAUAACAGUGGAAUCUAAAUUUCCUAAAGAAAAUGUGUGUGCUUGCUAGCUUGUCUUAAAGUAUUUAUGGUUGUGAAAUAAGUUAUAGUAGUGAUAGUGACUGCAGUAGCAAGGAUAGUGACUGGUUAUAGUUGAAAAAGUAGGCAGAUUUGAUUUGAUUAUUUGAUAGAAUAGGAUAGCCUGAACAUGUGAAGUUGGUUUGGUGUCUCUAUCUUGAACAGUUCAAGAGUUACUAUUAGUGUUGGUGGUUAUUUUAUACUAAUGUUAGUUGUUUUAAUGUUUGUUGCUGAAAUUGUUAAAAAGCAGUAGCUUUUAAAUUGUCUACCACUGUGUUCUUAUGGUUGGCAUUGAAUCCAUGAAGUGUUAUGCUAAUUUAUGCUAAUCAAAAUAGUUCAUAAAGGGUUAUAGGAAAUUUGACGUUAGGAUAGCCUGAAUGUUUUAAAGCUGUUGUAGCUUCAUUGGUUUAGGAGCAGGACCGUUUUGAAUAGCUACCACUGUAUUACUAUGGUUCUCAUUCAAAACCAUGUUAAUUUUUGUAUGUUUUUUAUUGUUAUAGUUCAAAAAGUAUAGAUAGGUGGAAAGAUUGUUUUGUUUGAUAACAUGAUAAAGUUAAUUUAGUGUCUCUAGCUUUAACAGAAAGUUAAUUUAGUGUCUCUAGCUUUAACAGUUCAAGAGUAAAUAUUACUGUUGGUGGGUUAUUUUUUGAUAAUGAAAAAUGAUUUAAAUAGUUAUAAUGUAUAAAGUUUUUUUUUUUUAGUUGUUUCAAUGUUUGUAGCUGAAAUGGUGAAAGAGCAGUAGCAUUUAAAAUGUUUACCAAUGUGUUGUUGUUUGACUUUAAAAACAUUACAGUUUAUGCAAAUGUAUGCAAAUUAAAAUUAAUUAUAUUUGAUAAAAGUUUUAGAGAGCAGUUCUUCCACUGUCGGGAGAAAUGGUAAUGCAUAUUAAGAUGGUUUCUGUGGAGGUUGAAUUGCUAAAAGGCUCAUGGUUCUUGACAUUUUUUGUGCUCUUUGAAACCAGCAACUGACGGUAAAAACAGACUUCUCAAAAGAAGUGGAAACAUUCAUAGCCAAUUGGCACUACAUCAAUAAACAAACAGUUUUGCGGGAGAAAAUAGAAUGUCUACGUUGCACAGUAAUAUUGCUCUCUCACAUAUCUCAUGGUUUAUUUUAGGGAUGAGGAGACUACGGUUCCUUAGUAUAAGGGAGUCAUGAAAUCUGAAGACACGUUACAUUAGCCAAGACACAUUAAAGCAAUCAUAUUCACUGUUUAAAACAUUAACUUCAUCACUGAACAGGUGUGUGAAUCGUCUUUAUUUGCUUUUUUCGUUAUUUCACUGUUAUGUCUGAAUUCGACCCAAAUCCAACUAGGAAGCCUUGGGUGUUGAGGAGCGGUUGGAUGAAACCAAUCCCAUGUCAAGAAUAACUCUCAACCUUGCCAGCCCGCUCUUCAUUUUUAUUCAGUUUGACUUGCCAUAAGUUCUGUGUCUGAACUGUGCAUAAUAAAUCUAUAGUGAUCUUUCCUUCA